AAAACCGAAAAAACCUUUAGAGCCCUAAAAACAGCCACUCAACUAUCCAGUCUCCACUCCCACAGCCUCGGAAGAAAAAAUGUCAGCAGAAACCCCAAUCCGGUUCGGAAUUCUGGGCUGCGCUGAUAUAGCCCGGAAGGUCUCACGCGCCAUCAUUCUCGCCCCCAACGCCACUCUUUUCGCCGUCGCAAGUCGUUCCGUCGACAAGGCCACCGCGUUCGCCAAGGCCAACAACUUCCCUCCCGACGCCAGAAUCUACGGCUCCUACGACGCCCUUUUGGACGACCCCGACGUCGACGCCGUCUACAUCCCUCUCCCCACCAGCCUGCACAUCCAGUGGGCCGUCCUCGCCGCGCAAAAGAAGAAGCACAUCUUGCUUGAGAAGCCCGUCGCGCUCAACGUGGCUGAGUUUGACAAGAUUGUGGAGGCUUGUGAAUCUAAUGGGGUGCAGCUCAUGGAUGGUACCAUGUGGAUGCAUCACCCCAGGACUGCCAAGAUGCGGGAGUUUCUUUCUGAUGCCAAUCGUUUUGGUCAACUCACGUCGAUAAACACGUGCUUUACAUUUGCUGCUGAUCCUGAUUUCCUGAAGAAUGAUAUUCGCGUGAAGCCAGACCUAGAUGCUCUUGGUGCUCUUGGGGAUGCAGGGUGGUACUGCGUCAGGGCAAUCCUGUGGACUACUAACUAUGAACUGCCAAAGACAGUUGUUGCCUUGCGCGGCGCUAUAUUUAAUGAAGCUGGGGUAAUUUUAUCUUGUGGAGCUUCUCUACACUGGGAAAAUGGGAAAGUGGCAACCUUCCACUGCUCUUUCUUGUCAAGUUUGACAAUGGAUAUAGCUGCUAUCGGUACGAAGGGAACAUUACAUGCCAAUGGUUUUGUUAUCCCUCAUCGAGAGAAAGAAGCCUCUUUCUCUGUAGCCUCAGAAACUUGGUUUGAUGAUCUUGUGACCUGUUGGGUGCCACCCCCAAGUGAUCAUAUUGUAACCACAGAUCUUCCACAGGAAGCUCUUAUGGUAACCGAGUUUUCUCGCUUGGUUGGGAUUGUCAAAAAUGGUUCUGCACCUGAGAAGAAAUGGCCAAUCCUUAGCAGGAAGACACAGCUAGUACUCGAUGCUGUCAAGGCAUCAAUAGACAAGGGUUUUGAGCCUAUUCCUAUUGAGUAUUAACUCAGGUGCAUCUUAUUUCUGUUUUCAUCUUCUUUUCGUGCUUAAGGUACAACAGCCAAUAAUAAAAUGUGUAUCCAUUUUUACACCUAGUUAUUAAGGUGUACGUCAUCUGUCUUCACUCCAGCUCAGGCCCUAGUGAUUUCCAUGUUCUGUGAUGAUAAUUUAUGCUUAGUUUGUCAGGUUUAUGGCAUCUAUCACUGGCUCAGGCCCGGUGAAACCAUAAUGUGCAAUACUGUAUAAAUGUAUGCAUGCUUUAAUAAACAAAUUUACUUACAACUACUAUUGAAAGAAACAUGG
Argentina anserina (silverweed cinquefoil) is the source of this 1459-nucleotide messenger RNA. RefSeq lists its product as uncharacterized. The record is from RefSeq and is a predicted model, not a curated record. Gene Ontology annotation, molecular function: nucleotide binding. Lineage: Eukaryota; Viridiplantae; Streptophyta; Magnoliopsida; Rosales; Rosaceae. The transcript is spliced from 2 exons. The coding region runs from base 80 to 1162 and encodes 360 amino acids.